GCCAUGUGUGAAGCAGGGAGAUCUCAGCCUCCAACCAAGCUGGCCAGGCUAUUUAAUCAAUGCUGAUCCAAGAACAGAGCCAGGACGUUGCCUAGCAGACCCCCAGGCUUCCAUCGGUGCCACUGACCCACAUGAGCCCGAUGCUGGAUGGCCAAGCCCCCACAGAGGCUCAGGAUGCAGAGGAGGGGCCGGGAUCUGCAGAGCCAGGAGACCCGCUACGGAGGCCUGAGACCCAGCAGCAACCCAUGUCUGGGGCAGGGCGCUGGUGUGCCGGGUGGCGCUGCUGGGCGGUACUGGGAGCCCUGGGGCUGCUGGCUGGAGCAGGCGUUGGCUCCUGGCUUCUAGUGCUGUAUCUGUGGCCAGCUGCCUCUCAGCCCACUCCUGAAACCCUGCAGGAUGAGAUGACUUUGAACUGCUCCGAGGCCAGCAGUGAGGAAGCCCUGCUCCCCUCGAUUCCCAGAACAGUAUCUUUCAGAAUAAACACUUCUGAGGACUUCUUACUGGAAGUACAGCUGAGGGCCCGGCAAGACUGGCUGCUGGUGUGCCACGAGGGCUGGAGCUCUGCCCUGGGGGUGCGUGUCUGCAGGAGCCUCGGACAUCUUAGACUCACUCACCACAAGGCGGUGAACCUGUCUGACGUCAGGCUCAACAGUUCCAGGGAGUUUGCUCAGCUCUCUCCUAGACUGGAAGGCUUCCCGGAGGAGAUGUGGCAGCGUAGGGACCACUGUGCUUCUGGUCAGAUCGUCUCCCUCAAGUGCUCUGAGUGUGGGGCCAGGCCUCUGGCUUCCCGGAUCGUGGGCGGGCAGGCGGCGGCUCCCGGGCGCUGGCCCUGGCAGGCCAGCGUGACCCUGGGCUCCCGGCACACAUGCGGGGCCUCCGUGCUGGGCCCGCGCUGGGUGGUGACCGCGGCGCACUGCACGCACAGUUUCAGGCUGUCCCGCCUGUCCAGCUGGCGGGUCCAUGCGGGGCUGGUCAGCCACAGCACAGUCAGGCCACACCAGGGGGCUGUGGUGGAGCGGAUCAUCACCCACCCUCUGUACAGCGCCCAGAACCACGACUAUGACGUGGCCCUCCUGCAGCUCCGCACCCCACUGCACUUCUCAGACACCGUGGGCGCCGUGUGCCUGCCGACCAAAGAGCGGGAUUUUCCGAGGGGCUCGGAGUGCUGGGUGUCUGGCUGGGGCCACACUGAUCCCGGCCACACCCGCAGCUCCGACGUGCUCCAGGACUCCGUGGUCCCUCUGCUCAGCACCCAGCUCUGCAACAGCUCUUGCGUGUACAGCGGGGCCCUGACGCCCCGCAUGCUGUGUGCCGGCUACCUCGAUGGGAGGGCGGAUGCGUGCCAGGGGGACAGCGGGGGUCCCCUGGUGUGCCUGGACGAGGGCACGUGGCGCCUGGUGGGGGUGGUCAGCUGGGGACACGGCUGCGCAGAACCCAGCCACCCCGGAGUCUACGCCAAGGUUGCCGAGUUCCUGGACUGGAUUCAGGACACGGCGGCGCAGGUCCACUAGAUGGAGAAGCAGCAGCCUCAGAUGCAGGAGGCAUGGAUCUCUUUUCAGUGCACAGAAGACAGUCACCACCCACCAGCCGGCCUCCAGGCCACUGUGCCUGUCUCCGUGGGCCCUGAUUUCCAGUCUCUGUGUCUCAGCGGAGGUCCUCAAGGAUGGGAGAGAAGCUGGGACGGGGCUGGGAAGAUGGGGGAGCAGAGGGCUGGGGCACGGGGAGCAGCUGGAGAGGAAGAGACUGUCAGUGGCAGCGAGGAGCCUGCCCUUCUGCCCCAUCCCCUCUGUGGUCCUGUGCACAUCUUUGGGAGGACGCUCAAGCCUGCCCUAGGCCUGCCUUCUCCGAACUCUCAGGUCGGGGAAGUGGCUCCCCAGAGACCCAGACUGGGAAGCUCCUGGGCAGAUGGGGUCAAGACUGGGUCAGCCCAGGUUCAGCCCAUGGAGUCAGGAUCCUCCUCACUCGCUGUGGAUCUCACCUGCUCCCUGCUCUCACUUGGCUCUGGCUGGUUCUGCUGCAGUAGGGCAGGAGACCACUGUAAGAAUACUCUGGUCGGCAUUGGAAUGGUGGGGAGGUUUUAAAAUGACAGUUCUGUGAACUGGUCCAGGACUUCCGGUAUUAAAGCAAAAUAUGGUCUCCGUCUCCUCGUCGCAUUCCCGCCUUCUCUCUCUCUCACGCCCACGGGAAGGUGGUAGUAGAAUAAUUUCCUCCCAUGCAUGUUUCUUAAACCUCUGGAGCUCAUCUCUCUAGUGCUUAUUUAUGUACUUCUUUACAUUUGUCAGGACUUCCCUAGUAGCUUCAAAGGUAAAGAAUCUGGCCCCAAUGCAGGAGACCCAGGUUCCGUCCUUGGGUUGGGAAGAUCCCCUGGAGAAGAGAAUGGCAAUCCACUCCAAUAUUCUUGCCUGGAAAAUUUCAUGAACAGAGGAGCCUGGAGGGCUACAGUCCAUGGGGUCACAAAGAGUUGGACACGACUGAGCGACUACAUUUGUUAAAUCUACGUCAUGAUUGGCAACAAACAGAACGCUCCAGAUAUCCAGGUGCUCUGAUGCUGCAUGUCUGAGGGCCACCGAGUCGGUGCUCCCUCAGGGAGGGUCUGGCGGCCCACAGGACCUAUCUCUCCUCAGCUCUUGUUUCAGGACUGGGUUUUCUGGCUUAGGGAGACGUCUUUCUGAGUUUCUGCCCAGUUAGCAUUUUCCUGGUUAAGCUUCUCCCUGACUCUCUCCUCUCUAGCAAUUAAAAUGCAGUUGGCAUCUUGUUUCUAAAAACGGCAAUGAAUUUUUUAUGGUGCUUACCCAAGGAAAUGCAAUUAGCAUUUAGCAAUAACACAACUUUUUUUCAUGAGUUUAUUAGCAUUUUUUGAGGGGUAGUACAAAUGAAGAUUCAUUUCUGGAGGGUUUGCUUCCUUUGCAGGAAGUGCUUAAAAAAUAAGGGCCACGAUUUACUGUGGUAUCGUCACCUGGGGAAGUUGGUUGCUGGGAGUCUGCUGCCAAAUUGCAGAAGCAACGUGGGAGGGGCCCCAUCAGGUGGGAGGCAGUCUCACCCUGUGUUCUGAGAGCCCUAACCUCCAUCCUCCAUCCUGAGAUCAGCAUUUACUCCUCUGCUCUAAGUCUCCACACAAGAGGCAAUUCCAGGGCAGCCUGUCUCCCUGGGCAGGCACGAGUUACCAGCAAAUCCAUCAGCAAUGGUCUUUUUUGUAUUACUGUGGUCCCCUAUAUUUGCUUAUUUAGAAGGUUUGUAUUUAUCAUAGUCAUUAUUAUCUGUUAAUAAUCAGUAACAUUUGGAUACUACUUUACAGUUUAGCGAUGGUGACUGCAGCCAUGAAAUUAAAAGACACUCCUUGGAAGAAAAGUUAUGACCAACCUAGAUAGCAUAUUGAAAAGCA
Bubalus bubalis (water buffalo) is the source of this 3382-nucleotide messenger RNA. It is a transcript of the gene TMPRSS5, whose product is annotated as transmembrane serine protease 5. Lineage: Eukaryota; Metazoa; Chordata; Mammalia; Artiodactyla; Bovidae. Bases 132 to 1511 code for a protein of 459 amino acids. Gene Ontology annotation, biological process: proteolysis. The transcript is spliced from 13 exons. Gene Ontology annotation, molecular function: serine-type endopeptidase activity. Gene Ontology annotation, cellular component: plasma membrane. The record is from RefSeq and is a predicted model, not a curated record.